CCUGGAGCUGUGAGGUCUCGCUGAGUCAUGAUGAAACUCCUGCCUGUUGUUCCUGCCCUCCUGCUUCUCUUGACAACGUUGGAAGCCAGACCAAAACCUGCAGCCCUGAAGUGCAGGACGGGUCCCCUGGACAUCGUGUUUGUGAUCGACAGCUCCCGCAGCGUGCGCCCCUUUGAGUUCGAGAUCAUGCGGCAGUUCAUGAUGGACAUCAUCGGCAGCCUGGAUGUGGGCCCCAAUGCCACACGGGUUGGGGUGAUCCAGUACUCCAGCCAGGUGCAGAACAUCUUCUCCCUCAAGACCUUCUUCACACGGGAAGACAUGGAGAAGGCCAUCAACGGCAUCAUCCCGCUGGCCCAAGGCACCAUGACAGGGCUGGCCAUCCAGUACGCCAUGAACGUGGCCUUCAGCACGCAGGAGGGGGCUCGCCCUCUGCACAAGAGGAUCCCUCGUAUCGCAAUCGUUGUGACAGACGGACGGCCCCAGGACCGUGUCACUGAGGUGGCCACCCAGGCCCGGAAUGCUGGCAUUGAGAUCUACGCCGUGGGCGUCCAGCGGGCAGACAUGAACUCGCUGCGGGCCAUGGCCUCGCCGCCGCUGGAGGAGCACGUCUUCCUGGUGGAGUCCUUCGAGCUCAUCCAGCAGUUUGCUAAGCAGUUCCAGGACAAGCUCUGCGGACUGGAUAUGUGCAUGGACCAGGAGCAUGGUUGCCAGCACAGCUGUGUCAGCACCCCUGUCUCCUUCUACUGUGAAUGCAGCCCUGGCUACAGGCUCAACGCGGAUGGAAAGACUUGUUCCCCCAUCGAUGCCUGUGCAGAUGGGAGACAUGGCUGUCAGCACAUCUGUGUCAGCACCCGUGGUUCAUACUCGUGCCACUGCCACAGGGGUUACUACCUAAACCAGGACAGGAGAAGCUGCUCUAUGAUCGAUUACUGCAGCUUCGGAAACCACAGCUGCCAGCACGAGUGUGUGAGCAUCCCCCACGGGCACUACUGUCGCUGCCGCAGCGGCUUCACGCUGCAGCCUGACGCCAAGUCCUGCAGGGCCACUGACCUCUGCAAUGGCGUGGAUCACGGCUGCGAGUUCAGGUGUGUGAGCACGGAGGGCUCCUACCGCUGCAUGUGCCCCGAGGGCCAACAGCUCCAGGCUGACGGCAAGGCCUGCAGCAAGUGCGGGUCUGGACAUGUUGACCUGGUGUUGGUGAUCGAUGGCUCCAAGAGCGUCCGGCCCCAAAACUUUGAGCUGGUGAAGCAGUUUGUGAACCGCAUUGUGGACCUGCUGGAGGUGUCCCCCCAAGGCACACGGGUGGGGCUGGUGCAGUACUCCAGCCGCGUCCGCACUGAGUUCCCCCUCAACAAGUACCACAGUGCGGAUGAGAUCAAGAAGGCAGUGAUGGAGGUGGAGUACAUGGAGAAAGGCACCAUGACAGGCCUUGCCCUCAAGCACAUGGUGGAGCACAGCUUCUCUGAGUUGGAAGGUGCCAGACCUCUCUCCCACAACAUUCCCAGAAUUGGACUCGUCUUCACGGAUGGGCGCUCCCAAGAUGACAUCUCCGAAUGGGCCAGGAGAGCAAAGGAGUCAGGGAUUGUUAUGUUUGCUGUGGGUGUUGGCAAGGCUGUGGAAGAGGAGCUGCGAGCGAUUGCCUCUGAACCAGUGGAGCAGCACUUCUCCUACUCAGCAGACUUCACCACCAUGACCCACCUUGUGGAGAACUUCAAGUUGAACAUCUGCCCAGAGGAAGGCAAAGGAGUGACGGAGAUUCGCAGCCCAUGCGAGUGUGAGGCACUGGUGCAGUUCCAGACAAACACUGUGGCCAUCCUGCAGAGCCUCACCGAGAAAAUUGCUCAGAUGACAGCCAGACUCGAGGACUUGGAGAAGCAGCUUGCCCUCAAGAAGUGAUCCUUACAGAGAGCUGCAGCACUCAGCUGGGGCUUAGGGGACCUACAGUAGCUCCGUGGCAUUGUUAUUCCUAGGUUAUUGUAAAGCAUCACUGUUUGUUCUUGUAUCACAACACCCCCAAGGGGGACACAUGGAGUGUAUUUAAAAUGGCAACAAUCUUUAAAAAAAAAAACAAAAACAACAAAAAAUAACUUGAGCAAACCCCAGCUGCAAAGUCAAAAGGUCCAGUCCAGUCACCACUGUUGCCUUGUUCCUCUGAAGGUCUGGGGUGAGAUGGGAUGACUGAGGGCAGGCUGGGUCUUGGACAAGGAGACAUGAUACCCAGCCUUUUCCAGGAGUGAGUGGGAUGAAGCAGCCCCCGCACAGCCACUCUGCCCUCUGGUGCCCAGAGAGCUGCUUUGCAAGAGAAAAAACCUGCGGUGAACACACCCAGAGAGCUGUCAGCUCAGCGUCUGCUGCCACGGUGGGGCAAGGAGAGCCGGGUGCUGUGGGUAGUGCGCGGGGAUGGAUGCUGCCAGCCACCUACCAACAUAAUGCCCAGGUGUGUGCCCAUGGGAAAGCAGAUGGCAGGAACCAGAGGUUUUCUUGCCCCUGUUCUGGCAGAGUUGUUUGGGAAUUGGUCUUUAUCUUGUUUGAUUAUUUUGUUAUUACAUAGCAAAAUGGUACUAAUUCUUUCUAUAAAUAUCUAUGUGUGUGUGUACAUAUAUACAUAUAUAUAUAUAUAUUUUUCAUUUUGAGAACAGAGGAGUACUAUUUUUCAACACUUCUUUUAUACAAAGACAUUUCUAUCCUGACAGUUAGUCCCUUACAUAAAUUCAGCUUAAAGUCAAA
Pogoniulus pusillus (Red-fronted tinkerbird) is the source of this 2727-nucleotide messenger RNA. It is a transcript of the gene MATN4, whose product is annotated as matrilin 4. NCBI's taxonomy places the organism in Eukaryota, Metazoa, Chordata, Aves, Piciformes, Lybiidae. The transcript has 10 exons. The record is from RefSeq and is a predicted model, not a curated record. Bases 28 to 1896 code for a protein of 622 amino acids. Gene Ontology annotation, molecular function: calcium ion binding.